AUGCACAAAGAUGACGUCGGAGAAUUACUCGACAGAUCCUGGGAAGGCUUUCGGGAACAGCUCUUGAGCAUCUACCUCACAGGGGCAGCGCCACAGUUUGAGUAUUCGGCUGGAUAUUCCUCUGCCACGUCCAACCCAGCUAGCCCGGCAAGUGUGGCAUCCCCGUCCUUCCCGACGAGCUUGGCGGGACACCAGAUCGUGAAAUCCGUGAAAUCAGGGAGGUCAGGCGAGUGUGACACCUCUGACCAAGUCCAGCGAUACCAUGGUGAUUCGUUCGCGCUGCUGGGGUCCAGCCUAGCGAACAUGGGUGCUGAUGAGGUGACGAAAAUCAAGAACAGGCUUCGUUUGCGUUUGGGUGCCAACUCCUUACACAAGCUGGUCUCUGGCAAGUCCCUUCUCGAUGCCGUUGUCUCCCUCGGCUUGACGAUGUACCAUGAGGAGGACAUGAACGACUUUGUCAAUCAUCUGGCAGAUUUCGUUGGCUUGUACUUCGAGGCGGAUGAGACUAGACAAAGGCGCCCCAGCCAGUCCUUGAACUCAUUGUCCAUGUUCAGGGCUGCUGAAGAUGCUUGGACCCUUGGCAAACCGAAAUGGAAGUGGCCGAGCCCUGAUGGGCAAGCACAUCUCGCCCGCAGUGUCACGAAGAGCGUCCCCUUCGGUACCGACGGCUCCGCAACUCGCACCUUCAACGUGGUCCCCGCCCAAGCCCUCAUGGAUGUUUUUCUCUCCACGGAGGCCGAUGUUCCGAAGAGAAUCUUCGGCCCAAGGCUAAUGAACCAGUUCCAGGCCAUGCGCGAGAUCCUUCUGGCUGGCGAUACCAACCGGCUUGUCGCGGAGUUAACUUUCGUAAGGAUCAACGAUCUGGCGGCACCUCCGGAGCCUGUACAUCCUCUCAUGUACAUUGAGCCCUUUGUUGCGAUACUUAUCGUUUUGAACGGCAUUCUGAUCGGCUUCCAAACGGAUCCUGCGUAUCAGGACUGGCCAGGGUGGGCAUAUGUCGACUUGGCAUUUCAGAGCUUUUUGCUGCUAGAGAUCUUGUUCAGAAUGCACUUUCUGAGAUGCCGGAAAUAUUGGUGGGGGCCUGAAAGCUGGUGGAACUGGUUCGAUCUCUUUCUUUUCGGGAGUGGAUUGGCAGAUGUGAUUCUACAGUUCGCCGGCGAUCAACAGUCAGAUAUGGCGGCCACAUCCUUGCUCAGAUUCUGCCGUUUGAUUCGUUUGGUUCGCAUUGUCAAGGUGUUUCGUAUAAAGUUCAUGCGCGAUCUUCGCUUGAUGGUAAAGGGCCUGAUUGCCGGCGUGAGGACGCUGGCUUUGGCUUUUGUGCUCUUGUUCGCGGUGUUGUACGUCAUCUCGGGCUUCGCAGCGAUGACGAUCGGGAACAGCGAAGAAGUCGCGAACAUUGGGCUCGACGGCUUCUUCUACAACAUCCCUGCCUCUAUGUACACAGCCUUCAGGUGCUUUACAGGGGAAUGCACUACGAACGACGGCGCACCCAUCCAUUCGCUGUUGGCAGAUGUGUUUGGCUUGCCUUUCAUAGCCUGCUACGUAGUCAGUUACAUGCUGGUGACAAUGGGCAUCUUCAAUCUGAUAUUGGCCGUGUACGUCGACAUAACGAUGAAAGCGGCGAAGGAGAACGAUGCCGUCACGGCAGAGCAGUACUCACGGGAGUCCAUCCGUAUCGCCCGAACAACACGCGAGCUGUUGAAGAAGUUCUCCUCGGCUUAUCACGUCUUCCAUGAAAUGGAGGAUUCCGUGAAGCACUCUAACACAAUAGACUGGAUGAAGGCGAGCGUCUUCACUGAGGAGGGGAUGGACAAGAUAGCCAUCACCAAAGAGCUCUUUUUGCUGAUCAUACAAGACCGUGGGGUGCAGAAGCUGAUGGACGAUUUGGAUCUACCCCCAGACAGGGCUAAUCUCUUCGAAAUUAUUGAUGCCGACGGAAGCGGCACCCUUCAAAUAACAGAGCUCUUGCAUGGCUUGUUAAAGAUCCGAGGCGAGAUCAACAAAAGCGAUGCUGUAGCUACACUUCUGGCAACCCGGUCUGUGCAGACCUUGAUCACCGAAAUGAAAGCAGACACCAACCGGAAGUUGGACACGCUUCGGUCCGAGUUGGUGGAGCAGCUGACCCGACUGCGCAAGAGCAACAUAAAUCGGACCCUCGCAUCUCCAAAGGCGGAGGAGGAAACGCAGAAACCCGCAGCUCCAGCUGUUUUGGAGCUGAGGCUGCCUUGCAAGCCAUCUGCCUGCGAGGAGGAUCCGAUGAUCCCCGUGUGGCCUGCCAGCCCCACCACCAGAAGGAAUUACUAG
Symbiodinium sp. CCMP2456 is the source of this 2304-nucleotide messenger RNA. The record is from the annotation of a GenBank genome assembly. Lineage: Eukaryota; Dinophyceae; Suessiales; Symbiodiniaceae.